ACCUCAUUCGCGCUGCAACGUUGAUGAGCUCCUUUGAUAACUGAGGCAGUAAAAGUGAAAAUUAACGUUAUUUAUGAUGAUGGCUCGAGAAUAUUAAUUCAAAGACAUUUUGAAAGAAAAAAAAACUAGCAGAAAAAUAUGAACAAUUGAAGAGUUCAAGAAACGAUCGAAAAUAAUUGAUUGAAAAAGUAAAUUGACUCAUCACAGCGAACUAUCAACAUCAACGCAGCAUCACGUAUCACGCAGAAAUUACAUCAAGAAGUGGUGGCAAGGGAAAAUCACAGAAAAAAACUUGUAUUGACGAUUAUUACAUGAAGUGAAGCAACUUUUUUAAUUGAAAAAAAAAACAAAAAAAAACAUGGUUUUCAUUAGCUCAGCGAUAUUGGGAGCCGCAACAGGCACCGGACUUGCACUCAUGGUUGCCAUGAUGAUUGUCGUGUACCGGUAUUACGUUUAUCGUCGCAAAGGCGCCGAAUGGGAGGAACUGGACCGGCUCGAAGAGAAACGAAAUGCGAGAAAAGUUCAACUGUUACAGGAAUGUAGUGUGCCGAAGGACUCGCCGAUACCAAUUCAACCGCCUACAUCUGUGCCCUCACACUCGAUCAACACGGAAUUGCUGCGUGGCCCCUUGGAAAUUAGUCCGAGUCCGUUGCACCAGCAGCUACAGCACCAAAGUCGUUCAUUUCCACCGAGAUUACAACGCACACCAUCCAUCUCUAGUCAAAGUAGCUUAGAUAGUGCACCGUCACGGCAUUCGAGUCAUCGCGGAUCGUCACCUCAAAUUCGUACGUAUGCGCCAGAUGGGAGAUCUACAACGCUUCCACAUCCACCGGAUCAUCCACUUUUGCAUACACGUUCCCCGAGUCCCAUGCGAGCGAUAAGCCUUGACGCAAGAUGCUGCUCCCCGGCAUCCACUGACAUGAGUGACUUACGUACCCCGAGUCCCAGUCAAAAUAGCUUGGUUUCGUUGAUCAGUAGCGGUACCGGCACAUCUUGCGUCUCCCCGAAGCUCAAUCGAUGUUUGUCGCCUCUCCUGAUUCCGCCACGAACUCCCGUCGGCGUCGAUCCCUCUAUCGGUCCCGCAAGUCCUUUGGGCGCAUUACAACUGGAUUUAUACACGCGACAAGAGGAUCCCAUGUACAUCACGGCACCGAAGAACGCCACUCCGCUCGGUCGUUUACAUUUGCGUAUCAAAUAUGACUCACAAGUUUCCGAUUUGGCUGUUCACUUGAUAGAAGCUCGCGACUUGUGCCAGUUCGUCGAUGGAGGUUUCCGUGAUCCGUAUGUUCGCGUGUCUCUCCUUCCCGAAGUGGACCAGCGACAACGUCAAACGGCCAUUCACCGGAACGAGGUAGAUCCGCACUUUGACACGCACUUUAAAUUCCCGAUUUCACGCGAUCAGUUGCACGAAAAGGAACUUUUGUUGCAAGUACUUGACUACGAUAGAUAUUCGCAUAACGACAUCAUUGGCGAGCUCCGAAUCAAAAUGAGCAAGUUGGAGUUGGCGAAAUCAACGGAAAUUUGGGGAGAUUUGAUUCGUAUCAAAAAACCGCAAGAAAAUCGUCCCGAAUUGCUUUUGUCGCUGAAUUAUUUGCCGCAAGCGGAACGUCUGACAGUCGUUGUCAUGAAAGCGAAAAAUAUUCAAACACUUCAGGAUCCAUAUGUAAAGAUGUACUUAAUCAUUAAUGGAAAACGUCAAAAGAAAAAGAAGACACCGCUAGCCACAUCCAAUGAUCCGACUAAUUUCGUUUGGAAUGAGGCGUUUGUGUUUAAUCUCCACUCGAACGUCGUGCCUAAUGCAGGCUUAGAGAUUUACGUAAUUGGAGAAGGCGGUGAGGCAAAUGCCAUUGGAAGUUGUUAUAUUGGCUUACAGGAACCUGGUUUGGGGAGACAACAUUGGCAGGAAAUGCAACACAAUGCACGCAAAUCCACCGCUAUGUGGCACUGUCUCAGAUAAGUUUGUUUUUAAAGUAAUUUUUCUUAGAUAGAAUACACAAAAUAUUCAAAUGGAAAAUGACUAUAACUUUUAAAUAUA
Molecule: messenger RNA, 2035 nt
Organism: Culicoides brevitarsis
Lineage: Eukaryota; Metazoa; Arthropoda; Insecta; Diptera; Ceratopogonidae
Product: synaptotagmin-6
Exons: 9
Coding region: 359-1957 (532 amino acids)
Biological process (GO): regulation of dopamine secretion; calcium-ion regulated exocytosis; cellular response to calcium ion
Cellular component (GO): plasma membrane; exocytic vesicle
Molecular function (GO): calcium-dependent phospholipid binding; SNARE binding; phosphatidylserine binding
Source: RefSeq, a predicted model, not a curated record